AUGAUGAAUAUACUACUUGAAGGUGAUAGCUGGGAUUUUUCUUGUUCGGACGUAAAUGUUCAAGCCGUGACAAAGGCUAUCAUGAAAAAUGGUAAACCGUUACCAACGAACACUCAAAAAUAUGUAUUUACGCCGAAGGGUGUGACAAUCAAAAAUCUUACUCCUGCAGAUUCAGGAUCGUACAAAUGUCAACGAGCACCGAAACCAAUGACGUGGACAUUCAACGUUGAUGUCAAACCGAAAGGAUCAGGCACAUAUGCAUGCAAAACACUCGAGCAGCAAAACUGGAUUUCGACGGACAUAAUCGUCACAAAACGAAUAGGUCCUGGCGGUAUGGCUCGUCUUCCGAUUGCAAAUUCUACAAAAGUACCAAAAUAG
Didymodactylos carnosus is the source of this 378-nucleotide messenger RNA. The record is from the annotation of a GenBank genome assembly. Lineage: Eukaryota; Metazoa; Rotifera; Eurotatoria; Philodinida; Philodinidae.